AAAUCGCUUUUGAUAAGAACAACAUGGGAUGAGUCAUGCGUUGAUGAAAGAGAUUAUUAAAAUUAUGGUUUUAUAUAUUUAAUCAUACUUGUAGCUUUUGUUUCACUCAUUAGUAAUUGUGCUGAUAAUUUUAUAGUUUUAUAAACAGCAAAAUGGCAGAAUCUUCUAUCGAAAUUCCAUCUGCCCCAGCAUGGCUUUCUAAAUUGGAAACUAGACGUGAAAUAUUGAGCAAAGCCAAAAUAGGUCAUGAAACAGGAGCUGGUGCUUCUUGUAAUGUAUGUGGGAAAGAUUGUCCUGGGUUGGAUUUACACUUUUGGAGAAAAUUAUGUAGGAAUUGUAAAUGCCGAAAGGAUCAACAUGAUGUGCCAGAUGAAGAUUUGUCUGGAUGGGCUCAAUUCGAAAUUCUUGGUGCUAUACGUUCAAAGCCUGCCUAUCUCAAGAUAAAGGCAUUGGAAAACCAGGCUGUACACUUAGACUGGGUGCCUCCAAAUAUAUCUUCAGAAAUGGCUAUUGAUUAUAUGAAUCAAUUGGGCAAAGAUAACAUUCCAAUCACAGGUUCUGCUGCUGCUCUUCACAGAAAACAACAACUUGAGUAUCAAGUGCCUCCACAUGAUUUAGAUCCCAAUCUUUGUCACAAUCUUACAAAUACUGAGAAGAUAUUAUUUGAAGAACAUGUUGCGAAAGUAAUGUCUAAUUCUGGCCAAGGUUAUGUUACACGCCUAGGUUUACAAAAAGCAUCUAAAAUCCAUAUUGUAAACCAUGAAAUUAAACAAAUACCACAAAAUAGUUUGGAAAAAGAAAAUAUACAAAAUAUGCCUUUUAUCGAAAGUAUUAAAAAUGACAAAAUUCUUCAACAAGUUUUGUGUUCAGAGUUAGUCAAAGGCGUGCGAUAUGAUGUUCACAAAGAUGAUCUUAUAAAUAAAAAUACUUCAAAAAGUUAUAAACAAGAAACAUGUUUAAACAGUCCCGAUUUUAUCAACAGCCCAUUUCUUUGUGAGGUCACAAAAGAUAAGCUUAUACCAAUGAAAAUCAAUUCAGAAUCAAUUCGGAGUGCUGUUUUACAUGGCUGGUAUUAUGACAAGUUAUUUGAAGAUUUAGAUAGUAAUAAAUUAGACUACUCAAAUGAUUUACUAUUACAUCCUAUAAAAGCAUUCAGAGCAGAGUACUUACAAAACGAUGCAUUUAAAACCGACACAGAUAAUUUUGCUAUCAUUUCAAGUAGAGAUAUUUUGACUUCAUCUACAAAUGUAACAACAAAUCCUGAAUAUAUAGAGAAACAAACGGAUAAUCACAAUGAUGAUACAAUACCAAUAUUUUCUGAAAAUAAUGAUCAUCCACCUAAAAUUAACUAUUCAAAUCACCCAUUCUUAUCCAAGAUUGAGAAUGGUUUAGCAGCUAAUAUAUCACAAUCCAUUAAACCUUCUUCAUUAAAUUUAAGUAAACCCUUGCAAAUCGUGGAUAAUAAAUGUAUUGAAAAAUUAAUAGAUUUAAAUGAAUUUGAGGAACUGCAUAUUUCCUCGCGAGAAGAUACACCUUCAAUAUUAUGUCAGCGUUGCACAUUACAAAUUCAUUCUAACGAAAUAGUAGUGCAAACAGAAAAAAAUGGAAAACAAGUUGCUUGGCAUCCAAAAUGUUUUGUUUGCUUUUCAUGUAAUGAACUGUUGGCUGAUUUAGUUUAUUUUUUGCAUAAAGGUAAUAUAUAUUGUGCUAGAGAUUUUGCUGCCAUUUUAAAAAUACCUCGUUGCAAGGCUUGUGAUGAAUUGAUAUUUACAAAAGAGUAUACAGUUGCGGAAAAUGCAAGUUUUCAUGUCAGACACUUCUGUUGCUUUCAUUGUGAUACUCCAUUGGCUGACCAGAAUUAUGUGAGUGAUGACAAAUCCGGUCAACCAGUUUGUUUACCUUGUUAUGAGAAUUAUCAGGCUGAAAAAUGUCAGUCUUGUCAAAAACCAAUUGCUGCAAAUGAGCAAGGGGUUGCAUGGUCAUCGCUUCACUGGCAUACAUACUGCUUCAAUUGUGCUGGAAGAAAUUGUAACAAAUCUCUGCUAGGAGGAAGAUUCAUGGUAAAGAACAGUAUUCCUUUGUGUAGUCCACAGUGCUUUGCCAGUUUGAAUAAUUAAGAGGAAUAAGUGCCAUUAUUUAACAAGGAAGAGAAAGAUAAUAAAGAGCAUCAGUUUAUUUCAAUAUUAAUGAAAUGAAAUGCAUAUUUUCAUUGCUGAUUAUUACAGCCCUACAAAUGAUCACAAAAUCUUAUGUAGGUGCAAAAUAGGAUGGGAAAGGAUUGUUUUGUUAAUGUAAAAAGAUCAGUUUUUGAGAUUAAAGUCAUUGUUUUUAUAAAGUAAAUUAAAACCACAAAUUUUCUAUGUUAUUCACUUAACAUAUUUCGUUUUUCAAUGCAUUUAUCAGUA
Messenger RNA from Ctenocephalides felis (cat flea), 2405 nucleotides. Its product is annotated as testin-like. The transcript has 5 exons. The coding region runs from base 153 to 2117 and encodes 654 amino acids. Lineage: Eukaryota; Metazoa; Arthropoda; Insecta; Siphonaptera; Pulicidae. Gene Ontology annotation, molecular function: zinc ion binding. The record is from RefSeq and is a predicted model, not a curated record.